GCCACCUUCCUCCUCCCAAACACUAUUUUGGAUAGAGCUUUCAUUCUGCAGUUAACCAAAGCUCAAAUGUUUCUUCCUCCACCAUAUAUCCAUGAAUACAGAGUAUAGUCUGAACAAAAUCAUUUCCAUAAGAUUUUUCAGAUUUUGUUAAUCUUCAAGCGAAGCUAACCAAGCUCAGAAUGUGUUCGUUGCAAAUCCCAUGUCUCCGAGUCUUCGAUCGCACUCCAUUCGGCGGCAGUCUCUCUUCCCUGACGGAGAAUUUGUGGAAAUCCGGUCGUCGUUCGGAAUUACGGGACAGAGAAGUGUGUUUGAGCAAUGGACUGGCGGCGGAGAAGCGGUUGCCGCGCCGUCGGAAGGGUUCUCCGGUCGGGGCUAUGUCUUUUUCGAACUCAUCGUCGUCUUUUAGGAUGAAUUUGAACGAGUAUAUGAUCGCGUUGGAGAAGCCUCUGGGCAUUCGAUUCGCCCUCUCCGUUGAUGGAAAGGUCCUUGUUCAUGCUCUCAUGAAAGGGGGAAAUGCUGAAAAGUCGAGAAUAAUUAUGGUGGGUGAUACUUUGAAAAAGGCCAGUGAAUCUUCAGGCGGUAGGCUUCUUGAGAUUGAGGACUUUGGCGAUAUAGAGAAGAUAAUGCAGGAUGGUUCGGGAUCUUGCAGCCUUAUUCUUGAGAGACCUUUCUCCCCAUUUCCUAUCCACCAACUGUAUCUUAUGGAUGUUGUCGAUAUUCUAUUUAAUCGAGGCCGCGUUCCCAUAGUCACAUGGAACAAAAAUUUGCUUGCCUCAAACUUAAGAACACUGUGCGAAAGUAGUGGUAAUUCUGGAUUUGCCUCAUUUUCAUCUAAAUAUCUUACUUCGAAAGGAUGGAGGGCUUUGGAUAGUCAAAAUGAAACCAUAGAACAAAAUGUGCCAAAUAAUACCCCUCCCAUACCUUUUAGCCCACUCGUGAAUAUCUUUUGUGAGAAAGCAACAAGAGAUGCUCAAUGGGCUCAUGGGAAUUUCCCAUUAGAAGAAUAUAUAAAGGCAUUGGAUCGUUCAAAGGGGGACCUGUACUAUAAUCAUGCACUUGGGAUGCGAUAUAGCAAGAUAACAGAACAAAUAUAUGUUGGGUCAUGCAUUCAAAGGGAAGCUGAUGUUGAGAUGCUGUGUAAUGCAGUGGGGGUCACUGCUGUGCUGAAUUUUCAGAGUGGAAUUGAAGCAGAAAACUGGGGAAUCAAUUCUAAAGAAAUUAACGAAUCAUGCCAAAGAUUUAAUAUCCUAACGAUCAACUAUCCCAUAAGAUGGUAAAAGAAAGUUGUUGAUCAGUAUUCAUUCCUUGAGCAGGGAGGGAGAUUCUUUCGAUAUGAGGAAGAAACUACCAUUUUGUGUUGGCCUUCUUCUUCGCUUAUUGAAAAAGAACCAUUGUGUUUAUGUCACAUGCACCAACGGGUUUGAUCGUUCCCCUGCUUGUGUGAUUGCAUACCUUCAUUGGAUGACUGAUACUUCCCUUCAUGCAGCCUAUAACUUCGUCACUGGCUUACAUUCCUGCAAGCCUGACAGACCAGCCAUUGCCUGGGGAACUUGGGAUCUUAUAGCAAUGGUGGAAUCUGGUCCACAUGAUGGACCUGCAACACAUGUUGUUACCUUUGUGUGGAAUGGGCAUGAGGGAGAGGAUGUCUACUUGGUUGGGGAUUUUACUGGGAACUGGAAAGAACCAAUUAAAGCUGUCCACAAAGCUGGCCCUAGAUUUGAGACUGAUGUUCGACUCUCACAUGGAAAGUACUACUAUAAGUAUAUCAUUAAUGGACAGUGGAGGCAUUCUACAUCUUCGCCAACUGAAAGGGAUGAGAAAGGUAAUAUCAAUAAUGUGAUUGUGGUCGGCGAUGUUGCAAGUGUGAGGCCUUCUAUGCAACAACAGAAGAAGGAUUCAAAUAUUGUGAAGGUUAUUGAGAGGCCAUUGACAGAAAACGAGCGAUUUAUGCUUGCAAAAGCAGCUCGGUGCAUUGCUUUCUCUAUUUGCCCUAUAAGGCUAUCCCCUAAAUAGCAGACGCUACACAAAAUUUUCAUUGUAUAUGAAAUUCUUCUGUUAAGUUCCUCAAUGCAAAUGAGAAUAGGAACUGUCUAAAGGUCAAAUCUCAGAUGAACUGCCGAUUAGAUCGAUUCAGCUAUCUACUGUCCAAAGAGGAGGCGGGCAUCUCUUUUUUUAGGUGAGGUAUGUGAUGAAGAACUCGAUCGGAAUACAGUUAUUUUCUAUAA
Cuscuta campestris is the source of this 2225-nucleotide messenger RNA. The record is from the annotation of a GenBank genome assembly. NCBI's taxonomy places the organism in Eukaryota, Viridiplantae, Streptophyta, Magnoliopsida, Solanales, Convolvulaceae.